AUGGAGCCGCCGCAGUCCACCGGCAUGGCCGAUCUCACCGCCCGCCUCACCAAGCGCCUCGCGGACGCCAACAGCGACCGCAACCUGGUCUUCUCGCCGCUCUCCAUCCACGCCGUCCUCGCGCUCCUGGCCACCGGCACCCGCGGGGACACCCUGGAAGAGAUCCUCCGAGUCCUGGGCGCACGGUCCCGCAGCGAGCUAGAGGACUCCGUGGCGCGCCUCCUGGACGGACCCCUCAGGGACAGGUCGUCGGAGCCUGACGGCGGCGGGCCGAGCGUGGCGUUCGCGUCCGGCGUGUGGAGCGACCUGACGCGGCCGCUGAAGCCGGCCUUCCGCGACGCCGUGGUCGGCAAGUACAAGGCCGAGGCCAGCUCCGUCGACUUCCGCAAAUACCCAGAGCAGGCGGUGCAGCAGAUCGACGCGUGGGCCGCGGCGGCCACGAGGAACCUCAUCCAGUCCGCCGUCCCUCCGGGAGCCGUGCACCGGGGCACCGACCUCGUGCUGGCCAACGCCAUCUACUUCAGGGGCAAGUGGGACGUGCCGUUCUACGAGAGCUCGACCAAGAACAGGCCCUUCUACCGGCUCGACGGCACCGCCGUCGACGUCCCCUUCAUGUCCAACUACGACCGCCACUUCAUCGCCGAGCACGACGGGUUCAAGGUGCUCCAGCUGCACUACAAGAGAAGUUCACGGUACCCUCGUAGUCGGAACCACGGCAUGUCCAUGUGCAUCUUCCUCCCGGACGCGCGCGACGGCCUGGGGAGCCUGCUGGACAAGAUCACGUCGUCGUCCGCCGCAGGCUUCCUGCGCGAGCACCUGCCGACGAGCACGGUCUCGGUGGGCGAGUUCGGGGUGCCCAAGUUCGAGCUCUCCUUCCAGAGCAGCCUCGUCGGCGUGCUCAACGACCUGGGGCUCCGGCUGCCCUUCACCCAGGACGCCGACCUCUCCGAGAUGCUGCAGGAGCAGGACGACGGUUCCGGCUUGCCGUUCCUCGUGCAGGACGUCUUCCAGAAGGCCGUCAUCCAGGUGAACGAGGAAGGGACCAAAGCCGCCGCCGUCAACAUGUCGUUAUUCUACAGCCCGACAAGCCCUCCUGUCUGGCCACGACAGGUGGAUUUCGUCGCCGACCACCCGUUCGCCUACUUCAUAGUGGAGGAGGCGUCGCACGCCGUCCUCUUCGCGGGGCACGUCGUCGACCCUGGCAAUGGCGCCGCGGCGGCGAUCCCGACCCCCGCCCCGUUCCAGGAACGCGCCACAACAAAAAGAGAACCUGAAGAUGAGGUGGUGAACGAGUAUACGGGUUAUGCUCCCGUGUAUUAUGUUCCCAAACCCGUGUCGCCGGUAUGCGAUCCAGCAGGCCCGAGCCCAUGGGGGUGCAACCUGUGCGCCAGCACAGGGCCCCCAGUUUAG
This is a messenger RNA of Triticum aestivum (bread wheat), 1410 nucleotides long. RefSeq names its product putative serpin-Z8. The transcript has a single exon. Gene Ontology annotation, molecular function: serine-type endopeptidase inhibitor activity. The coding region runs from base 1 to 1410 and encodes 469 amino acids. Lineage: Eukaryota; Viridiplantae; Streptophyta; Magnoliopsida; Poales; Poaceae. The record is from RefSeq and is a predicted model, not a curated record.